Phyllostomus hastatus (greater spear-nosed bat) is the source of this 2248-nucleotide messenger RNA. RefSeq names its product triple QxxK/R motif containing (gene TRIQK). Lineage: Eukaryota; Metazoa; Chordata; Mammalia; Chiroptera; Phyllostomidae. The record is from RefSeq and is a predicted model, not a curated record. The transcript is spliced from 6 exons. Gene Ontology annotation, cellular component: endoplasmic reticulum membrane. Bases 546 to 845 code for a protein of 99 amino acids.
GGGAGUGGAGGGGUGUCGCUGGCUCGUCUAGCCCCUGCCUCUAAGUGACAGGACCCUGUACAGCAACACUUCUAGCCGGUCACGAAGUUUGUCGGUCCUUGCUUUGGCUGAGCUGAGGAUCGUCCCUGUGGCUGGCUGACUGUGAGGCACAACCUCAACCCCAGUGUGCGAAUUGUUGUUCAGGUGGUAACCACAGGAAGCAGAAGUCACCUCAGCAGUGUUUGGUCCCUGCCAAAAUUUCUCUUUGGAUAUACUGCAUAUGAAGUUUAUUAGAUCCUGCUUUGAUGUUGUCUGAAGCUGGCCACUAGGUGUGUUGGUUCUGCACUUUGAGAAGGACUCUGGUACAAGCCAGUGUAAGACACUACCUAUAACUGGCUUUUGCAUAGUUUGAGGCUACUGCUGCAGGACCUGGAUCUCACAGGAAGGACCAGGAAAAUUACAACUAUACCUGAAAACAAAUACCACCCAGAACCAUCAGAAAAUUGAGCUGUAUGGAAGUCCAACAACCAAGGAUUUAAAGAAGCCACAAUCAUCCAGGCGGAUACAUGGAGAAUGACAGAGAGCAGGCAUUUUGGAAAGCAAAGAUGGGGAGAAAAGUUGCCUACACUAUAAAACUUCCUGUUGACCAGUACAGAAAGCAAAUUGGUAAACAGGAUUAUAAAAAAGCCCACCUUAUUUUACGAGCUACCAAAUUGAAAGCAGAAGCAAAGAAAACAGCAAUAGGAAUAAAGGAAGUUGGCCUUCUACUGGCAGCUAUAUUGGCCCUCCUCCUGGCGGUGUAUGCUUUCUUUUAUCUCAGACUGACCGCGGAUGUUGACCCUGAUCUGGAAUCUGAUGAAGAUUAGCUGAGCAGCAAUCAAUGCGUUGUAAGGAGAUAAUUUUUUGAAAGCACCUCUUGGGACCGGUGCUUUCUGAAAUACUGAAACUACAACAUCUUGAAUUCUUUUUGCUGGUAUUUUCAGUUUGCAGAUAUAUCUUUUUAAAUAGUUGCAUAAUAUGUCAAGAAAAGAACCUUAACCUAGCAAUGUAGCAUACUGUAUGCUACCAAAUACCUUUAUAAAUCUUUCUACUUUGACAGGCAACCUGUUCAUGGUGCAUUUAAAUAAAAUGGAAAACAGAUCCCAAAUCUUCAGAUGUGUCAGCCAACCUAUGUGUAUUACUCCAUCACUUACAGAUUACUAAAUCUGUUUUUGUUCCACCUAUAUAUGAGAAGUAAAAGUAUGUAUCCUUAUUUACAAAAACAUACUCAAACCACAUUCAAAGCUGAAGAAGGAACGAGAGUCAUGGGAAAUUUUUCAUUUUACAAAAAAGUCCUGCUUUCUUUCCAGACAUAUUUUGCAUCAUUAGAGAGACUAUCUGCACAUACAUCUACAGUAAUCUUUUUCCUCCUUUGCCAACUGCUCAGCGCACAUGUGCUCCAUCCGAAACGGCACCUGGAUGACAGAAGCGCAAAGAGCCACAUAUGUCUCUAAAAUAGAGUUCCUUUCCUCUUAGGCUGUCUAAACUGAUGUAAAUAGAAAGUUCAGUUGAUAUUGAUUUUAAUUAACUGAUUACUCUAUUAAUAUAAACUUGGAAUUCUAUUCUAAUUAUGUUGUUCUGGCUGCUUGCAGCAUCGGUUUGCUCUUCUUGUUAGGGAGGUAUGUCACAAUCUGACGUGUAAUUGUGCAGUCCCCUUCCCAUAACAAUAACAGAAGUCCUGCCUCCUCAGAGUGAUCUUCGUGGUUUAUCUCUUAAAGCGGAACAGUACAAAGUUGUUUCAAAAAAUUACAUUUUGUCUCUUGUCAGAUGAUCAUGUAGAACUCUUUCAUGAAAAAUAAACAGAAUAAAAUAAGUCUCAUAUUACUUGCAUACGCAGUUUUCUGUUUACAUAAUUUUUUCAAGGUAUUUUGCAUUUGUUGCAAUAUAAUGACACAUAUAUUCAAUAUUUUUACUGGUAAUUGAAUUUUUCCAUGUUUUUAGAGCACAUGAAUGCAUAAAGCUUAGAAAAUGGAAAAAUGGAAAAACACACAUUUUGCAGUAUUGUUAGCCACUACCUUACAUACAGUUUUAUAGAAAAUGAAUAGUGUGAAACAUGUGCAUGGUGUUUUAUAAUGCACACAUUGUAUUUAUGAAGAGUAAAUAAAAUGUUAAGAUUGCUUCCAUACUUGCCAAGAGAAGAAAGAUUUCAUAAAUACCCUCCAUAUUCUUUGAGACUUCUGCAAAUAGUUGAUGUGACUGUAGCAUUAUGUUCUGCAGAAUGUUUUCAAGU